GCUUCUUCUUCUACAGUUUCAAAGAUUUUCAAUUGUGUAACGAGAAUUGUUUCUACUAAGCUUAAAUGUGUGAAUAUAUGGCCAAAAAAGGCCCAAGUUAAAGAGUUCAUGCCUCUGCAAUUCUUACAUCAAUAUCCAAAUUGCCGAGUAAUCAUUGAUUGCACAGAGCUCGAAAUACAGAGGCCAUGCAAUCCUACAGAACAGCAACUAACUUUCAGCUACUACAAAAAUGCCAAUACGCUGAAAGCACUAGUCGGCAUCUCUCCUUCUGGAGCAGUCACCUUUAUUUCAGAUUUGUGGUGUGGUGCAAUAUCAGAUAAAGCUCUCUUUUUAAAAAGUCAGUUACUUGAUUUGCUCGAGGAAGGAGAUUUAGUAUUAGCUGAUAAAGGAUUUACAAUUAAUUCAGAAUUAUCUAAGAAAGGGUGUCAUUUAAAAAUACCGCACUUUUUGAAAGGAAACAUUCAGUUCACUCUUGAACAAAGAAGUGAAAAUAAAGCUAUUUCCAAUAAAAGAGUGCAUAUUGAACGGGCAAUAGGAAGAAUAAAAAUAUUCCGCUAUUUUGAGGGAGCUAUUCCAUAUAAUAGCCUACAUAAUUUAAAUGAGGUGUUUUUUAUUGUUGCAUUUUUAACGAAUUUUAAUAAACCUCUGAUAAAUGUUUUACCAUUAAAUUCUGAAAAAAAAAAUAGUUAGAUGGUUAAUGUAUUCCCAAAUAUGUGUACAUAUAUUUUACUUCAUACCAUUUGUUAAUGGAAAUAUUUUUUGUUUUAUAAAUCUGUGUA
Stegodyphus dumicola is the source of this 779-nucleotide messenger RNA. RefSeq lists its product as uncharacterized. The record is from RefSeq and is a predicted model, not a curated record. Lineage: Eukaryota; Metazoa; Arthropoda; Arachnida; Araneae; Eresidae.